Podospora anserina S mat+ is the source of this 1419-nucleotide messenger RNA. RefSeq lists its product as uncharacterized. The record is from RefSeq and is a predicted model, not a curated record. The transcript has 4 exons. The coding region runs from base 1 to 1419 and encodes 472 amino acids. Gene Ontology annotation, cellular component: oligosaccharyltransferase complex; endoplasmic reticulum membrane. NCBI's taxonomy places the organism in Eukaryota, Fungi, Ascomycota, Sordariomycetes, Sordariales, Podosporaceae.
AUGUUACGGUCAACAUCGCUGCUCCUUUCGUUAUUUGCUUUCCUGCUAUGCUGGGGGGCUGCGCUUGUGUCGGCUGUUAGCACCUCCGGCAACAGGUUGCUGGCUGUGUUUGAUGAAGUGGGCGAGAAGGAGAAUUAUAGCAAGUUUUUGGGCGAUUUAGAGGGCAGAGGAUUCCAAAUCACAUAUGAGACCCCCAAGAGCGAGUCCCUCGUCCUCUUCCACCUCGGCGAACGAGCUUACGAUCAUGUCAUCUUCUUCCCGACCAAGACAAAGGGACUCGGCCCCAACCUGACGCCCCAAAUUCUCGUCAACUUCCUCAACGCCAAGGGCAACAUCCUCCACACCCUCUCCUCCGAGACUACAACCCCCAACACCCUCGUCUCCCUCCUCGCCGAGCUCGACAUCACCCUCCCCACCGAACGCACCGGCCUCGUGGUGGACCACUUCUCCUACGAUACCCUCUCCGGCGCCGAAACCCACGAUGUUCUCGCCCUCCCCCCACCCGUCCCAGUGCGCAGUGAUAUCUCCCCCCUCUUCUCCGCCGGCGCCCCCAAAGACGCCCUCCUCGCCUUCCCCCACGGCGUUGGCGCUGUCCUCGGCCCCCGCGAGCAUCUGACCCCCAUCCUCCGCGCCCCCAAGACCGCCUACUCCUACAACCCCAAGGAGCAAGCCGACGUCCUCGAUGUCGCCGACCUCUUUGCCGCCGGCCAGCAGCUCUCCCUCGUCACCGCUUUCCAAGCGAUCAACUCUGCCCGUUUUGUCCUUCUCGGUUCUGCCGAAAUGCUCCAAGACAAGUGGUUCGUCACCGAGAUCGCCGCCCCAGGUGGUAAAUCCGUCAAGACCUUCAACCGCGAGUUCGCCAAGCGUGUCUCCGCCUGGACGUUCCAGGAGUUGGGUGUUUUGAGGGUGAACUGGAUCGAGCACCACCUUAACGAGGUAGCUGCUGUUAACAAGUCAAACCCCUAUAUCUAUAGGGUAAAGAAUGAUACCUACACCAUCUCCCUCUCGGAAUACGCCUACGACAAGUGGACCUCCUUCUCCCUCCCCGCCAACGACGUCCUCCAGCUCGAGUUCUCCAUGCUCUCCCCCUUCCACCGCUUGCCUCUGACCCUCGACGAGACCCACUCCACCCCCGAAGCCUCGGCUUACACCGUCUCGUUCAAACUUCCCGAUCAGCACGGCAUCUUCAACUUCAAGGUCAAUUACAAGCGCCCCUUCUUCACCAACGUCGAGGAGAAGAACACUGUGUCUGUCAGACACAUGGCCCACGACGAGUGGCCCCGCAGCUUUGUCAUUAGCGGUGCCUGGCCUUGGAUUGCGGGCAUCGGCGCGACGGUGAGCGGGUGGGUGGUGUUUGUUGCUUUGUGGAUGUACAGUGCCCCUACGGGUAAGAAGGUGGGGAGCAAAAAGACCAACUAG